Messenger RNA from Aphanomyces invadans, 3220 nucleotides. RefSeq lists its product as hypothetical. Gene Ontology annotation, molecular function: protein binding; histone H3K36 methyltransferase activity. The annotation marks the transcript as partial. Gene Ontology annotation, cellular component: chromatin; nucleus. The transcript is spliced from 3 exons. Lineage: Eukaryota; Oomycota; Saprolegniomycetes; Saprolegniales; Verrucalvaceae. Gene Ontology annotation, biological process: regulation of DNA-templated transcription. The record is from RefSeq and is a predicted model, not a curated record.
CGAUGGAGAUCUUCGCUUCAGCGCCUGCGAGAGACCCGCCGCGACAGGACACUCCCGCCGGGACUGACGCAGUUAAGGUCGAUGCCAAAUACGAUCAGUCGCCUGAGGAGCUUACUGCAACGCUCCUCGAUGGCCAAACCAGCGAUCUCUGCGACAUUGCCGUCGAGGCAAAACGCGCGAAAGUCGCUGACGACGUCGAACACCCUCAUGCCUAUUCGACAAACGAUGCUUCUACACUCGCGCCCUCGUCAGUGAGCUCGCCGAACGACGCGGUAAAGAAAAUCGAAGUCGGAGAGAGCAAUGCAAUAUCACCUCAACUCUUUUCGGCGGACGUGACAUCAUUGGCAAUGCCUGAGCCUACGUCAAUAGUCAUGAAUUCAAAGUCACCGGGGCCCAAGAAGGACAGCAUAUCUUGGAUGUUGACGAAAAACACGACAGUAACCACAUCGUUGACGAUCGAAGCUCUCAUGGAACGUUUCCGCGAAGAACGAAUGCCGUUCCUCAUCAAUUUAAAGGCCAGCGAUCGCGUGGACAUCAAGUGCUAUAAAUACAGGCAAUGGUUUGCAGCCAAGGUCAUAAAAGUCUCGGACAGAACGAUCAAGAUUCAUUUCAACGGAUUCAAGAAAGACUACACCUACGACCGCUUCGACUACAUGCACAUUGCACCGCAAGGCACGUAUGUCGAGCGUUACGACCCGUCGCUCGGGGCGAAAUGGAAGCCCCAACCUUCGGCCAUCGACGCUGAUUUGGGAGGGCUGACUUACAUUCCCGAGAAGAAGCAAAAAAACACACAAGUCCCCAAGCGAGCUCGCCCAACACCACCAAACAAAGAGGCAAUUGCGGGCGAAGUGAUUAAGAAGUCUGUGUCGCGGAGCCGUGCAACUCCGAUUGCCGAUCCCUUCGUUGACAAGCAGGAACGUCUGGUCGCUGACUCGCUACCGGUUAUCAUAAAACCUUCGCCUUCAAAACGUCUCAAAACCGAACUAAAACUCGUCCCGUCCGACCCAUUCAAAGCCAAGGGAAUCAGCCGCGAUGAACUGCCGCUCUGGCUUGCUCCAACGAGUACGGUCAAACCCACGGGUGACUUCCGGACUGAACUCGAACGAGAACAAGAAGUGUGCUCAGCGUGUCUGGAAGUAGAGGACGCGGAGGGGACUGAGUACGUAUUGUGCGACGGACCCUGCCUUGGCUCGUACCAUCUUGGAUGCGUCGGCUUAUCCAGCGACGACAAGCUCCCGGACGAGUGGAAAUGCGACAGCUGCGUGAGCCAUGAAUAUGAGUGCCUGAUAUGCCACAAAUUUGCAAUCGCCGGAGAAGCGCUCGUCAAGUGCGCGCUUGAGCACUGCGGCAAGUUCUACCACCCCGAGUGCCUCGUAGAGCACCCGCACACGCAAGUCGGUCACAAACACAAGACACUUGUGUGUCCUCGCCACACAUGCGACAACUGCAGCGGCAAGAAAGGAUCGGAGGGGCUCAUGAAAUGCAUGUACUGCGCGACGGCAUAUCACCCGCUGUGCAUCCCGCCGAGCUGUCGCUUCAACAAUUAUGCAAUGGUGUGUGGCAGAGAUAAGGCCAAGAAGUUGCCGUCGAUUCCCGACUUUUUCGGGCCGGACAAGAUUGUGUUUGAUGGCAAAUUCAAGUUUCCCGACAUAUUCUUACCCAAGUUGCCGCCGCCGCCCAAAGUCGACGACGAAGCUGAAGUUGCGGCGGCAGCAUUGAAGCUCCAGCAAUUCCAGUUUCGCUUGCCCAUGGCGUACUUGGACGAAAGCAACGCGCCGCCUCCGCGCUUCCAAAAGCUGCGCCGAAACCAGUACCAGUUCAAGCCCAUCAAGCUCGACAUGAACGACUUGCCCAUGUGUCAAUGCAAAGACAAGUGCGACGAAGACUGUACGAAUCGUGCAGCUUUCGUUGAGUGCAUUGGCAAUACAGGAGACAAAAAGGAAAAGCACUUCAACUGUCGUGUCGGCCCGGACUGUGGCAACCGCGCGCUACAAAUCGCUGCCAUUCCCAAGACCAAGGUGUUCAAGACGACCAAUGGCCGCGGCUUUGGGUUGCGCGUGCUCGAACCCGUUAAAGCCGGCGCGCUCGUGAUCGAGUACGUCGGCGAAGUCAUCACGGCGUGGAUGAAGCAGGACCGCAUGAUUGCGCACGCUGAAACGAGCCCAAACGAUCCCAACUACUACAUCAUGGAACUGGACAAGAACGUGUACUUGGACGGCCGUGUCAAAGGCAGCGACUCCCGUUUUAUCAACCACUCGUGCGACCCAAACUGCCACUUGCUCAAGUGGGAAGUCGGCGAGUACAAGCGCAUCGCGAUCACAGCGCUGCGCGACAUCGAAGCGGACGAAGAACUGUCGUACGAUUACCAAAUGGAAACGACGUCGACAGAAUCGUUCAAGUGUCACUGCGGCGCGCUCAGGUGCCGUGGGACAAUGGCCCCCGACAACUUGAACAAAGAAGCCCACGCCAAGUUGAAGUUGGAAGAAGACAAUGCAAAGAAACUAGACAAGAAGAAUGCAACCAAGAAGCGAAAGCGCACGACAACGAGGCCUGCGAUGGCCGCCGCAGUCGAACCACCAAGCUUCACGUCCAAGAGCUCGUCCCGACGACAUUUGGCUGCCGCCACUGACGAAAGCGACAUCAAGCAAGAGGAAAGUCCCAACGACAAAUCGGAGGACGCUACCGCCACCAACGAAUCCCCCACGAGCUCGUCUGACUUUGCCACUACCUCAGACGACGGUGUUCCUACGGACGGCACAACAUCGUCGACUGCGACGACACCAACGAGAGUGGAUCAAGUCAUGACGGCAAAACCUGACGGCCCUGACAAUGCCGCUGAAACGAGUGAAGAGGACGCAAGUCCUGCACGACCUAGCGGUGAUGUGACCGACCUGGCCGCCGGCACGGUCCUGAACCCCCACGAUGCAAAAUACCCUCCAAAGGAUAUAAAAGCCGAAGCUGCAGUGGUCGGAGAGCCACUUCCCAUGGCCCCCAUCAACUCACCGACAACGCUGUAAUGUGUGCAGCGUUUCGUGGGCCAUGAGUUGUUCGUGUGCUGCUCGACAUGCAAUGUAAGAAGUGAUUUGUUCCAAAGACGACAACUUAGAGUUGAGCGGUGGUGCUCGCUUGGGGUGGACGGGACGAUGUCGACUUGGCUCGGAAGGGUGCCACCUGCAUGAUGCGAUCGAACGCCCUUGAGAUUUGAAUGCUCUUCCUCGCG